CAGCAUAGCUGGGGCAAACAAUAUAAUGCUCUCGGUGCUCAGAAUCUCCAGGAUAGCUCAAGACAGGUGUAAAUAUUUUAGAGCCCAAAAAUUUCUCAGGACAAUUACGAGUGAUCCCACGCAUAACCGGUGGUGGAACAGAGAACGACAGAAAUCAGAGAAUUCUAAAACAAAUGUUCCAAAAUUUUUGAGAUACUGUGGAGCUUUUUUGAUUGCUGGAGGAUCUCUGGGGGUUUACUACUAUUUCAGAUCAGGAAAAAGCCAAGUGUACGCGUUGGAAAAUAUUCCUGGAGUGCACAAAGAUGGAUUGAAGAACUACACUAUCGAGGAGAUAGGGAAACAUGAUAAUGAGAAGGACGGGAUCUGGGUUUACUACAAGGAUGGGGUGUACGACAUCACAAGAUUUGUUUCUCAGCAUCCUGGAGGAUCAGGAAAGAUCAUGAUGGCAGCUGGAGGCUCGAUCGAACCAUUCUGGCUGAUCUUCGCUAAUCAUAACAUCCCGGAGAUUCAUCGUCUGUUGGAGUCCAUGAGAAUUGGUAACGUCGAUACAACUGGCGAGGAACAAUCCAAGGAGGAGGUGUACGAUCCUUACGGGGACGAACCCAAAAGGCAUAAGGCUCUCAAGGUCAACGGACUUAAGCCCUUCUGCGCCGAGCCACCAGCUUCAAUGAUGGUUGAGAGCUUCCUCACGCCAUUAGACCUCUUCUACGUGAGAAAUCAUCUGCCAGUUCCAAGAGUAGAUCCGAACGACUAUGAUCUUGAAAUCGCGAUUGAAGAGGACACGAAAAAAGUUUUGAAUCUCGAAUCAAUAAAAAAGUAUCCAAAAUACACAGUGACAACUGCCAUUAUGUGUGGGGGUAAUAGAAGAUCUGAAAUGAAUGCUGUAAAACCAUUACGAGGACUGAGUUGGAACGUGGGGGCAGUUGGGAACGCCUCAUGGUCGGGGGCUCGUCUCUCCGAUGUUUUGUCAGACCUGGGGAUCAACGAGGACGACUGGGCCCACGUGCAGUUCGAGGGCCUAGACUUGGACCCUUCUGGAGUGCCCUUCGGGGCCAGCAUCCCGAUCAGGAGGGCUCUUGACCCCAAGGCAGACGUAAUCCUUGCGUAUGAAAUGAAUGGCGAACCCCUCCCUCGAGACCACGGUUUCCCUGUCCGAGUGAUAGUUCCCGGAGUUGUUGGUGUUAGAAAUGUAAAGUGGUUGGCGAGAAUCAUCAUUUCAAAGGAGGAGAGUCCCUCCCAAUUCCAACGGGGGGAUUACAAGAGCUUUUCUCCCAGCACUGACUGGGACACUGUUGAUUUUUCAAAAGCCCCUGCCAUCCAGGAUAUGCCUGUGACUUCUGCUAUCUGCAAUAUUUCACCUGGGGAAACUGUUCGACUGAAAAAUGGAAAACUCAACGUCAAAGGAUAUGCUUGGUCAGGUGGAGGAAAUAAGAUAAUUCGUGUCGACCUCACAGCAGAUGAAGGGAAGACUUGGCACGUGGCGGAGCACAUUCAGCACGAUCCACAGGCGAAGGAGGGACGGCAUUGGGCAUGGAGUAUCUGGAGUGGAGACAUUCCAGUGGAUCCCAAUGCCUCUGAGGUGGAGAUAUGGGCUAAAGCUGUUGACUCCUCUUACAAUGUCCAGCCAGAGAGCUUUAAUAAUAUUUGGAAUCUCCGAGGAUUGCUCAGCAAUGCAUAUCACAGAGUGAAAGUCAAAGUUCAGACGUGAUUUGUUAAUUUAGAAUCAUUUUCACAUCAAUCAGUCUCAGUGGUUAGUAAAAAACAUCAUUGCAAGAUCAAUGUUUUUUAUUAUAUUGAACUAAUGUAUUUUCUCGUUUUCCUUUUUAUUGCACUAUACGAAUAAGGAAAAUAACUAUUUCGCUAUUUCCAUUUUAUGAAAUACAAUAUGAUAAGGGAAUCAUUAAUUUUGCAAUAUUUUAAGCAACUUUCUAAGUCAUCUUUUUAUGUUUAAAAUAAUGGUAGAAGAUUAAUAGUUUUUGUUCUCAUUACCGGAUUUUAUCAAGAGGAAAUGAGAAAAAUUGAGGGAUGGUCAGUAUGAUAAUGGAAAAAUCAAUGUUUAAUUUUUAUGGAAACUGUAAA
Messenger RNA from Fopius arisanus, 2079 nucleotides. RefSeq names its product shopper (gene shop). The transcript has 5 exons. Gene Ontology annotation, cellular component: mitochondrion. The record is from RefSeq and is a predicted model, not a curated record. Bases 26 to 1708 code for a protein of 560 amino acids. Gene Ontology annotation, biological process: sulfur compound metabolic process. Lineage: Eukaryota; Metazoa; Arthropoda; Insecta; Hymenoptera; Braconidae. Gene Ontology annotation, molecular function: molybdopterin cofactor binding; heme binding; sulfite oxidase activity.